UUCAGUGGUCCGGCAGGAAGUUUCCCUCCUCCGCACAAACUUCGGGAGCGUCGCGGCGGAUAGCACCGGAGUCCUAACCGGGCGGUGAAGAUGCCUCUAACGGCGGUGCACAGAGCGAGUUUCCCUCGGACAUAAACAGCUCCACACAGCUAGCAUGAGCUCCUCUGGAUGUAGCUGAGCGGGAAUCAUGGCCAACGUCAAAGUCGCUGUUCGAGUCCGUCCUCCAAACGCACGGGAGGCUGCCGAUGGAGGAAGACUUGCUGUACAGGUGGAAGAAAAGUUUGUGAGAAUCCAAAAUGUCAAGCUGGAUGGACGGACCGAACACACAGUGGAUUCCAGGGAGAAGCUUUUGGAGUUUUGUUUUGACUACUGUUACUGGUCGGUGCACCCUGAAGACCCUCACUAUGCUUCGCAAGAGGAGGUAUUCCAGGAUUUGGGUGAGUCUGUUCUGGCAGGAGCACACGAGGGAUACAAUGUGUGUCUAUUUGCUUACGGACAAACUGGAUCAGGGAAAACCUACACCAUGAUGGGAACGCCGGAUUCCAUUGGUUUGACCCCAAGAAUAUGUCAGGGUCUCUUCUGGUCCGAUGAUGCUCUUCCAGACGGGCAGAAUUCUAGCAGAGUGGAAAUCAGCUUUCUGGAGAUUUACAACGAGCGGGUGAGAGAUUUACUGAGGGUUGGAGAGCAGAAGAAGAGAGCGUCACUGAGAGUCAGAGAGCACCCGGAAAAAGGUCCUUAUGUGCAAGAUCUUUCUCAGCACGUGGUUUCAGACAGCAAGCAGGCGAUGGUGCUGCUGGAGGAGGGCAUCGCCAAUCGAAUCACUGCAGCGACCCACAACCACGAUGCCAGCAGCAGAUCCCACGCCAUCUUCACCAUUCAGUACACUCAGGCUAUUUUGGAAAACAACCGACCAUCAGAAACUGUGAGCAAGAUCAACCUUGUCGACCUGGCCGGGAGUGAGCGAGCAGAUCACAACUACUGCAGAGACCGACUGACAGAAGGCUCCAACAUCAACAAGUCCCUGGUUACUCUGGGCAUCGUGAUCUCUGCUCUUGCUCAAAACUCCCAGAUGUCCAGUAGUUGCCACAGCAUCAACAGCAUGGCCUCUGAGGGUGAUAAAAGCACAGCAGGGAGUCACAGCAGCUCGCUGUCAAGAGGAGGAGGCGGCGGCAGGAGACACUACUUCAUCCCGUACAGAGACUCCGUCCUGACCUGGCUGCUCAAGGACAGCCUUGGCGGCAACUCCAAGACUAUUAUGAUAGCAACGGUAUCCCCCUCUGCUAGCAGCUACAAUGAGACCCUCAGCACCCUGCGCUACGCGGCACAUGCCAGGAACAUCGUCAACAAGCCUCGGGUUAAUGAGGAUGCUAAUGUCCGGCUCAUCCGAGAGCUGAGAGAGGAGAUCGACAGGCUGAAGAGCAUGCUGCUCACCUAUGAGAUGAGGAACCACAGCCCCUCGCUGAGUGAUGAGAGGGACGGAGCGCUCUCUGAUAUUGUUCUACAGAAUGAAUUGAAGGUGGAGCAGCUGAUGAAGGACUGGUCUGAGAGCUGGAUCGACCAGAACAAUCUUCUGCAGCAGUACAAAGUUGACAUCAAUUCUAUGCAACCGCAUCUGAUUUCCCUCGACAGAGAUGGUCUCUGCACGGGCAUCGUCGUCUACAAUCUCCCGGAGGGAAUAACCCGAAUUGGACCUCGAGGCCGAGCUGAGGAGCCACAUAUAGUACUGCAAGGCGGUGCGAGCUGCGAGAUUGAAAACCAUGAAGGUGUUGUGACGCUGCGACCCCUGCCUGACGGCGUCUGCCUGCUGAAUGAGCGGGAGAUCAAUGAGCCCUGCAGACUGGCGCAAGGUGCCGUCAUCACGCUGGGAGGUGUGCACAAGUUCCUCCUCAACCAUCCAACAGAGGCCGCCCUUCACCAGGAACAAACGCGAGCGGUAAAGAGCAACAUGCCCUGCACCUUUAUUGAUCUCUGCGUAAAAAGUGGUGCCCAGUGUGGUGAGAAGACAAUGCUGCAGGGGGAACCACCUCACUGUACGUCCCUCAAUGACCAAACUGCUGCCCAGCAGCGUGUGGAGAAGCAGCAGCGCUAUGUGGAGAGUUUGCUUCAGGACAUGCAUUGUGAGCAGAGAAAGGCUGAGAAGGAGCUGGAGCGAGAGCAAGCUCUGCUUCAGCAGCAACACAGCGAGCUGCAAACUUGGAUUGAUCAGGAGAAAGAGCGGCUGUUGACUGUGGAGCGAAGAGCUACACAAGAGCUGGGAGUCCAAACGGACCUUGUCUCGCCACAAGUGCUGGAUCAGCUCUCCAGUUUUGUUUCAUCUGACCAGAACACGCCAACAGGCAUCUGCCCGUCUCAACUAGACAGGGAGAGGAAGAAGGUGGUGAACCAGGAGCUGAUAAAGCAUCACGCCCUUUGUCGUGCCGCGAGCCGCAUUCAUCGCAGCAGGCUUCAGUUCCAGCUUAAAAGAAUCGCAAACAAGCGUUGCAUGCUAGAAGCCAAGAGAGAGCUGCAACGGCUGGAGAAGGCCCUGCCUUCAGGAACAGAGGGGUUGGACUCUGCUGAGUUUGGGUCUAAAUGUGCAGGGGAUUCUUUUGCUUCGCGAAGACAUUCUUUUACGUCAGAUCUUCGCUCCAGACGUCACUGCUCAGUCUCCCGACAUGCUGUGAAGAGAAACCAACACACCCCAUCAGCGACUUCUAUUUGCAGCAGGACCUGGGUCUCAGAUGAGUGCCUCCCAAGAGAGAGAACUCAGAGUUGUUCCAGCAGCCUCUUCUCAGGGCAGUCGUGCCAGGACGAGAAACGUUUGUGUGCCAAGGAUGUGACUCCACUUCCUCUCCCGAAGUGUCCUGAAAGAAAGCCCCUGCUACCAAACAGAGACCUGACUUUUAAGAACUGGUCGAAUAUAGUUACAUCAAGUUCACCGGUGAGUUCAGCAACACAACAAACUGGCCAAGAGAAUUUCCUGUCAUCUACAAAGGAGGAGAGGGUAUGUCACACCGCUUCCCCUGGGAAUGUCACCACAGCAUGUGAUGCAUUAGCUAUUGGACAAGGAACCACCGAAGAGUUGCCUGGUUUGGUCACACCUAAGAAAAUCUUUUCAGAGGGGUUUCGAUGGCCAUCAUUUUCUAAUGAAGAACGUGGACCCAAAGCUCUCGGAAGGGUCAUGAGAAGGGUGCAUUGGAGGCAACAACGAGGACUGAGUCUUGAUAGAAAGAGGCCUGGAAGCAAAAGGGGUGUGAAUUCUGCAGUCUCCUGUGAUGAUCUGGACCAAACCUGUCUGUUGCAGGGCUUUAGCCAGAGAAGGUGUCACAGCGCCGAUGCUCUCAUGAGCCAAACCAAAAGGUGGGUGGAGACACAGCCGGAACUGACAGGUUGGGUUGAGGAAGAGAAGGAGGUCAAGUGGGACGAAGAAAGGUCUGACUGUGAUAGUCUUUUCUCUCUGGAUUCUUUGUCUUCGGCUUAUGCAGCCGCCCUGGCGGACCAGCUCAAGUCCACAGAGGACGCUCGAGGUUGUGGGUCGGAGAGUGAGGACAGUAACAUGUCUAAAGACUCCUUAACGGUUGUGAGUCGUCAAAAGUGCACUUCGAUGAAGAAGCUGAGCAAAGCCUUGCAUCCUUUGUUGGUUCAAGAGAGCCCUCGGGUGUCACCACAUCAGAAAGGGGAUCGUGGUGCUUUGGAUUUGAGGACCAGGAACUCUGACAGUGGUACCGUUAGGACCCCUGAAAAGAAAUCAGAAACCCAUUCUUCUUCUAUUUGCUCCAAUAUUUACAUCCAUCCUCUUAAUGUUGACAGAGAAACAGUUCAUGAUCCCGGCGUCGGUCCUCAAAUGAGCCUCUCGGACUCCCUGGGUCAACUGAAACACAGAGAUGUAGCUUUCAGCAGCAAAGUAUUGACAUCAGUGCCGGCCACUGCACUUGCCUUAAACAAUAAAAGCAGUGCUCAGGUGCACUGUAGUGACAAAGCAAAAGGACCAUCAACAACUCUGGGGGAAUCUCUACUGGAAACUGACGACCAUUCUUCAGCGGGGGAGGCAAAAUUCCCAGUUGUGAGGUACGAGUCUCCUCAUGAAAGACCCACCAUAGUGAGGAACACAUCACAAUCUCCAGAGGAGGAAAUAGGCAAGCUUCCCGUGGAGAGCAGCAUUUGCUCAGCAGCACACUCUUGCACAAAUAGUUCAGAGCUCAUAUAUGAUUCAGGAUGCUGCAUGAAGCUCCCCACCGAUGAUCACAAUCCAGAUGAUUCCGCUGAAGAUGUCGAUCAGUUUGAGCUACCAGAUGACAUUUCUCUGUCUCGUGAUGAAACAUUAGAUGAGAAUGGGAUGUGCUGUUUCACUCUUCCACCUGGGAUUGUGGACUCCGAAAGCAUCGAGGAGAAGCAGCAGGCUCUCAUGGCCGAUGUGAGGAUUCCUAAAAGAGACAUUGUGACCCAUUGUUCGACACCAGCUGGCGCACGCAACAGACUCUGGCUCCAUGCAAGCAGCCCUGAGCGCGACCAGACUCCUGAGGUGAUUGAAGACAGAAAUGACUCCUUAGCUUCUGUGGUCUUGCCAGGCUCUGAUCCUAUAGGCCUGAAAUGUGGUGCGGUUUCUAACAAAUUGCCUGGCUCUGAAGACGGUUUUCCAUGCUGCAAACAAGGAAGCAAAGUUCAUGAACAUAUUGUUGCGACAAAAGCAGAGAAAAUCAAAGGGGUUUGGCUCGAGAGUUGUGACACCAAACACUGGCCGCGUCACAUCUCGCAGUCAGAAGCAAUUUGCAGCGCCAUUGACUUGAGGAUCUCUGAAGUGGUGAAAGAGCACGUCAGACUGUCUGACACUGGCAGCGCUGAUGAAAGGAACGGCGGUCACAGGCCUUUCCAAUCAUCCACCUGCCCUUUCUGCCGCGAAUGCAGUGAACAUAGACGGACGGACAACCUGCCAACAGGCGACCCUGAUCUCACUGGUGUUAGUGGACUUGGCUCAUUAGGUAAAAACAAGCUGCUGACAACUUGGACCCACUUUGGUUUGUCAAACACACACAAAGGUGGUCAAGAAAAAGGACCUUUAACUCUGACCAAAGGUAGCGCUUGCUUGGAAUCGGCUCCUGUUUUAAGUCCCUCACAGAACCUGUCCAGUGCUGGUGUCAAGAGCUGCAGAGAGUUUCUGGAGUCUUCUGGUGUUAAAGAGCAGGUCUGCACUCAGGAAGACUCAUCUCUGAAGCAGGGACAAAAUCCUGUAGUCAUGAACGAGCAGUUAGAUACAGGAAAUGGUGGACCUGACUCACAAAUCAGCAAUAUUCUUCAGAGAAAUGUGGACAAUAAUGAUAAAUGGGCCAAUCUCCUAUGUCCAAAAUUGGACCAGAACUGCAGUCAACUUGGGAGUGGUGGUAAAAGUAGCCAUGGAUCAGACGUCACCACCAUUCCCUCAAGUGGAACUCCUAAAAUAGUCAGGUGCCGAUGCCCCAGACGCAGAAGUGGAAACGGUCGUCCUUCCAGGUCAUCAAUUUCCUGUUGUGAGACUUCAUCAGAUGAGGAUGAGAAAACUCCCAGGCACCGACAGAACAGCCGGCCCUCCUCUAGGAACGUUAACGCUGAUCCCGCUGUCAGACAGGUGUGCUUCACUGACACGGUUGCAUCAACAAAAUCCAGAAAAAUCACGGCUUGUAUCGGCGAGAAUAGCAGAAAAAAAUAUUGUUUACAGGCCCCAAAUGCUCUGAAGCAAGAUUUGGAAAGAGAGACAGACAAGAGUAGAACAGCAGUUGGAUCACAGGAUUCAAUUAUGCACUUCGCCUCGAGCGAUAUAAAUCCUUUUGUUCAUCAUCGACAAGACUCAAGCCAACAAAGCAAUAACACCCAGGCAUUUGGAAGCGCCGCUGACCUCUCCUGUAAAUCUGUGCUUUUGAACAGCGCAGAGAAGCGUAUAAUGAGAUGCAGCAGCGUUGACGACGGCUUGAACGGACAGAACUCCCCUUUCUUAUCGCACCUCAGCACCUACGCCCAGAACAAGAGGCUUUCCAGUACUCUGAGCAGCUUUGAGGAUUGUCAAGUUAAGAAAGAGUUUGCUCAUAAACCUGAAGCUUCUCCAGGUGACAAGACGAAGGCCCACACUGUCGCGACUGGAUCGAGCCCCAGCUGUAGUCAAGUGGAUGAAAUCGUGUUUCUAUACUCUUCAGAGACGGAGUCAAAUAAGGCAAAGGUCAUCAGGAGGACUAAGGAGUGUGGCAGAGGUCCAACUGAAAGUUAUUUACGUCAUAAAAGAAGCGCGACUGAUGGAGCUGCAACUAAAAAGGUGCCUAUUGAGGAAUGCCCAACUUGGGCGAGUAUGGAGAGCAUGUCUGUCCACCUCUCAAGGCUAAUCGACAGCACCUCUGACCUGCUUGGAGAUGUUCAGGGAAUGAGGGCUGGGGGAGCCUGCACCAAUGUUCAUGUACCAGGGACGAAGAGACAGAACUCUUUCGGUCAAAUGUCCAGGUUAGAUUCAAGCAAUCGGAGAGUCUGCUCCGCUUGUCCCAGAACCCAUGAGGUCAACGUGACAGUCAAAGUCGUCGGGGCGGAGGUUUUAACCGGGACGCAAAACCAAACUGGCCGCCACGCAGUGACAUCUAAGAGCCAGAGAGAGGUCGGGCUGAACUCCUCUACUCAAACGCCAGCUGUGGUUUCUGGGGCGAACUGCCAAGGACGUGCGAGGUCCGCUCCUCGUCUAGGUCCUCUGAGAAUCUCGCCUGAGGAACUGAGGACCUUAAGUGUGUCUGACAGCACAGACCUGGGAAGCCCUGCCCAGUCUUCAAGCAGAGAUGCUCAGUAUAUGGACCGGGCCUCUUCUCCGAUCGUCACUGUUGGCGCAAAGACGAGAGCAAACCACUCCAACACCUGUCAGAAAGGAAGUGGAAGUCAGGCGCAACUGAUUCAGCGGUGCCAACAAGCGCUGCCGUUUGACCAGUCGUCCAAAGAGGAAUGGGAUAUUUCUUCCCUUGAAAUUGACCCGAAACCCCUUGACAGUGAAGUUAGUUAUCUGAGCCCUAAAGAGUGCUGUGGUAGUCGUCCUUCAUCACUGGGUGGAUUCAAAGGAACCGAACCAAGCAUUGCCUUUUAUAAAGACCUCGACUUGUCUGUUCUUCUGCCUCAAGAGGAUGAUGCAGUGUCUCUGGCUCCUAGUGAGUGCAACACAGAUGUCCUAGUGAACGCCCAACCUCUCAGCGCGUGGAUGUAUCCCAGCAGUCGCGCGCUCCCACAAGAUCUGCCCAUGCACAACAAGUUCAAGAACUGGUCAGGAAUCCCAAAUGGGCAGCUCAGGCACAGCUUGAGUUGUGAGGAGUCGACUGAAUCAGGGGCUCGGCAGUGCUCCCCCAUGAUCGAGAGGCUGCGGCAGGAACGACGGCAGGUGAUGGCCACGGUCUGCAUGGAGCCGCUCACCACGGAGCAGACAGCACCGGCUGGUUUGUUGAAGAAGGACGCAGGGUUGAGGGAGGAGUCUCAACCACAUUGUCCUAUCAGACAGCAUCUGUACGACAGACACCGCAGGAGCAUUGAAGGGUUGAGGCAGGAGAGGGAGCAUCGUCUACAGACAUCCAGGAGAGCUCGAAGUCUGAGUCCCAGACUUCACUCUCGCUUGACUUCUUCUUCCUCUGUGAACAUUUCUGAUCCGCACUCCGAAAAGGUUCCAGAUAACAUCAGGUUGCCUGGCUGCAGUAGAGCAGAGGGUCCGCAUCCUUCUGCCAUCGAGCAACUACUGCUGGAUUACGGCCGUGCACGGGAGGAGGCCCGGACUGAGAUCGCAAGAGCACGGGAACGACUGCGAGAAAGAACAGAGCAGGACAAGAAAAGGCUUCUGCAGCAGGCUUCACAUCAGGAACUCAGGGAUGAACCCAAGCUUCGGACCAGAAACAGCAGUAGCACCUUGUGCACAGGAUCUAGCAUAAGCCUUUCAUCUGGACCGACAUCUGGGUACAACAGCGGCAACACCGUCCAGCGUGGCAGAAGACCAGGACAGGCCGUGGGGUUCCAGGAAGAAGAGCGUGAGGUCAGCACAUGUCCUUCACCGUGUGGAAAGGGGCAGCCAACAAGGCUGUCUGCCCAGGAUCUGAGGCCAAACAUUUCCCUUGGAUCCACCUCUUCCAUAUGCCCAAGAUUCCAAGACGUGACCUGCGGUCUGCUUGACCGAAUCUUUGCAGAGGUGCGACAUGCAGCCACUGGAGGGCUCAGCCGUCUGCUGAUGGGCAAGGCCGCAGCAGGCUGGGGGUAUCAGGGGGAAGAGCGGGGUGUCCACUCGUUCUACAAACCCUCCCCUAACCCUUCGGUCCUCAGCUUCCUGGCUGCAGCUGAGCUGGAGCGCCCUCUGGAGAGUCUGUGGAGGGUCAUCAGCCAGCCGUCCAAGGCACACUUGUACCACCCGUCCGUCAGCUCCGUCUGGACUCGACCACUGGAUGACAGCACUCAGCUGGUGUACAUGCUAACCGAUCCAUCCUCCUGCCACCUGAAGCAGCCGCGGGACUUCUGCUGCAUCAGUAAAGCAGCCAAGCAGGGAGGGCUUUGUGUUUUGGCCAUGCAGUCUGUGUGCGAGGAGACUCUGCCUCCCCCUCGCUUCGGCGCUGUCCGGGGAGAGAUGCUGCCCAGCUGCUGGCUCCUGCAGCCGGUCACACGACGAGGAAAGGAAGUGACCCGAGUCGUCGCCCUUCUGCAGAUCGACCUGGGUCUUCCCUCGAUCCCCCCUCACCUGUUAAACACGGUCUCCAGGCAGCACACAUCUGUCAUCAGCCAUCUGAACUCGUAUCUCGACUCAACCGUGAGCACUUAGACCUGUGGCACCGUUCUCUUCUCAAAGUUGCACUUGUUUUUUUUUGUUGUUUUUUUUUACACCUUCAAGACCACUAUUUAACUGUAAGACAUUAUUUUAAUGCAGUAAUGUGAAGGAAUGAAACCAAAGGUUCCGUCUUGGAUAAUGAAGUGCCUUUUUACGAUGACGCUUUUGUACAGGUAAAUAUUUAGUUGAACAAAAUUGCACGAACUCUGCUUUUUAAAGAGACACACGAGCGAGAACACAAGGGCAGCUAUCGGUUAGUGAGACGAUUUUUCAUCCAGCUGAUUGGGUCAUUUUUAUCCGAACACUGAAGUUAAGCGGUUACUUUUCUAAGCUCCACUGUACACUCCACUGUCUUGGCUUGUGUGCUUCAGAUGACCCCUGCACUGCACGUCUUAACCUCUUCACUGCCCUUCAGCAGCACCUAAAAAAGCAGCGGAGGCAUGUAAGCUAUGUGGUAGAUGCAGGGGUGAUUUAAAUAAAAGUAGGCUCGUGUGUAAUCUGGAACCCGACCGCGACUCGGUAGGUGAAGGGAAAACGCUUUGUUGCAGGCUAACAGACACAAGGUUGAGUUACCAACCUGUUGAAGGUCUUUUUAUUCUUUGUAUUUAUUGUGUUUUUUGAUGGUGAAUGUCAUUUCAUUCAUGCAGUGUUUCCAUUUGGUGUCAUGUUUGUGUCAUGAAGUCACAUGAUAAGCCAUAUUUUCUACAUUUACUGCUAUGUUUUAAGUUUUUGCUACAGCCAAAGAAUAUUUUUGUUUUCUCGUAUGAAGGUUUUUAUGCAGUAUGUUUUUUCAAAUGCAUUUCUGUUUUUAUAUUCCGGUUAUUUAUGUUUUUUAUUAUUGUAUUUUGCUAUAAAACCUGCUUUAUACUUUUUAUAUUUUUGGUAGAUAAAAAUCACACAGUCUUUUCAUCUUUUAUUCAUGGUCAUCCAUCAUCAAAUGUCAAGUAUUUGGGUUACAGCACUGAAGAGGUCAGCACUCCUCAGGCUUUCCACUGGCUUCAACUGGCAACCGAACAGACGGUGAGCUUGGCUGACAAGUGCCUGGACUGUUUGUUGUAAAGAGCAUUUGUUUGCCUCAAAUACAUAAACACAUCACCCAAAAUAAAGUGCGGAUCUCUGUGCGUGGAGUUAAGAAAGACCUUGUCAUUU
Messenger RNA from Synchiropus splendidus (mandarinfish), 9919 nucleotides. It is a transcript of the gene stard9, whose product is annotated as StAR-related lipid transfer (START) domain containing 9. The record is from RefSeq and is a predicted model, not a curated record. Lineage: Eukaryota; Metazoa; Chordata; Actinopteri; Syngnathiformes; Callionymidae. Gene Ontology annotation, biological process: microtubule-based movement. Gene Ontology annotation, molecular function: microtubule motor activity; ATP binding; lipid binding. The transcript is spliced from 32 exons. The coding region runs from base 188 to 8764 and encodes 2858 amino acids.